Messenger RNA from Staurois parvus, 790 nucleotides. Lineage: Eukaryota; Metazoa; Chordata; Amphibia; Anura; Ranidae. The record is from the annotation of a GenBank genome assembly.
GGCUCGUGGACCCAAGAAGCACUUGAAGCGUGUUGCUGCUCCCAAGCACUGGAUGCUGGAUAAGCUGACGGGUGUCUUUGCUCCACGUCCGUCCACUGGUCCCCACAAGCUUCGAGAGUGUCUGCCUCUGAUCAUCUUCCUGAGGAACAGGCUGAAGUACGCUCUGACCGGGGACGAGGUGAAAAAGAUUUGCAUGCAGCGUUUCAUUAAGAUCGAUGGCAAGGUCCGCACAGACAUUACAUACCCCGCUGGGUUCAUGGAUGUCAUCAGCAUUGACAAAACCGGAGAAUACUUCCGUCUGGUGUAUGAUACAAAGGGUCGCUUUGCAGUGCACAGGAUCACAGCUGAGGAGUCCAAGUACAAACUGUGCAAAGUGAGGAAAACUUGGGUGGGAACAAAAGGAAUUCCCCAUCUGGUGACCCAUGACGCCCGUACCAUCCGCUACCCAGAUCCAUUGAUCAAGGUCAACGACACAGUUCAGAUUGACUUGGAAACUGGCAAGAUUACGGACUUUAUCAAGUUUGAUACUGGUAACGUCUGCAUGGUGACCGGAGGUGCCAACUUGGGUCGAAUUGGUGUCAUCACCAACCGGGAGCGACACCCAGGCUCAUUCGAUGUGGUCCACGUGAAGGAUGCCAACGGCAACAGCUUUGCCACCAGGCUCUCCAAUAUUUUUGUCAUCGGCAAGGGUAACAAGCCAUGGAUUUCCUUGCCACGUGGAAAGGGUAUCCGUCUCACCAUCGCUGAGGAGAGAGACAAAAGACUGGCAGCCAAGCAGACCAGCGGUUAA